This is a messenger RNA of Closterium sp. Yama58-4, 173 nucleotides long. The record is from the annotation of a GenBank genome assembly. NCBI's taxonomy places the organism in Eukaryota, Viridiplantae, Streptophyta, Zygnematophyceae, Desmidiales, Closteriaceae.
AGAUUCUUGAGUACGCGCGGUGGCUGGGAAUGGAGCUUCCGGGGGAGGAGGAGCUGCUGUGGGUGGCGCGGCAGGGGCUCAAGUCGCCUCUACCGCCCAACUGGAAGCCCUGUGCCACGGAGGACGGGGAGAUUUACUAUUUCAACUUCCAGACGGGCGAGAGCGUGUGGGAG